GAACUGGGCAUAUGAAAGGGAACUGGAUAACCUGCUCUGGAAGAUUGAUUAUAAAGAUAUUCAAGUGAACGAGUACACCCCCACCACGGCAAGCGGGAAAGCUUCAAGGAGUCUUCAUCCUUUCAUCCGGACUAGCCAAGUUUCUCUCAGUUCCAAUCCUGAGUCUGACUUCAGAUAUUCUACGAUCUAUACCAGGAUCGGUAUAUACAGGGGUCGUAUCUGUGCAAUCAAACGUCUGAGAAAAAAAUGCAUCGAUAUAACGAGAAAAAUGAAGAAAGAAAUGAAAACGAUUCGAGAUCUUCAGUUUGACAACCUUAAUCCUUUCGUCGGAGCAUGCGUGGACCCACCAAAUAUCUGUAUAAUUACUGAGUACUGUUCACGAGGUAGCAUGAAGGAUAUAUUGGAAAAUGAAGAUGUUAAAUUGGACAACAUGUUCAUUGCAUCAUUAAUCGGCGAUAUUGUAAGGGCUAUGAUAUUUCUUCACGACAGUUCUAUCCGUUCCCAUGGAAACCUGAAAUCUUCUAAUUGCUUAGUUGACAGCCGCUGGGUUGUAAAGAUUACAGACUUCGGACUACACGAGCUCAAGAGUGGAUCUGAUCUGGGAGAAGACAGUACAGAUCUGGAGAAGCAGUGUGAAAGAUUUAUGUGGCGAGCCCCGGAAUUGUUGAGAAAUCCUGACUCGCCACCUUGCGGCACGCAGAAAGGAGACGUGUAUUCCUUUGCGAUUAUUCUUUAUGAAGUCUUAGGACGGAAUGGACCUUACGGCAGAAUUGACAUGACGCCGUCAG
Limulus polyphemus (Atlantic horseshoe crab) is the source of this 788-nucleotide messenger RNA. Its product is annotated as resact receptor-like. Gene Ontology annotation, biological process: cGMP biosynthetic process; protein phosphorylation; receptor guanylyl cyclase signaling pathway. The record is from RefSeq and is a predicted model, not a curated record. Gene Ontology annotation, molecular function: protein kinase activity; guanylate cyclase activity; ATP binding. The transcript has 6 exons. Lineage: Eukaryota; Metazoa; Arthropoda; Merostomata; Xiphosura; Limulidae. The annotation marks the transcript as partial.